This is a messenger RNA of Salvelinus namaycush (lake trout), 3195 nucleotides long. It is a transcript of the gene arhgef7a, whose product is annotated as Rho guanine nucleotide exchange factor (GEF) 7a. The transcript has 22 exons. The record is from RefSeq and is a predicted model, not a curated record. NCBI's taxonomy places the organism in Eukaryota, Metazoa, Chordata, Actinopteri, Salmoniformes, Salmonidae. Gene Ontology annotation, molecular function: guanyl-nucleotide exchange factor activity; protein binding. Bases 92 to 2680 code for a protein of 862 amino acids.
UUUAACGCCCCAGAUGAUUGCGUACCAGGGGUAGCUAUUGAAAUACGCAAAAACCUGCCGCUUCGUUGGAUUUUCCUCUGAGACUGAGGCCAUGAAUUCCGCGGAGCAGACGGUCACCUGGCUGAUCACACUCGGGGUGCUGGAGUCGCCGAAAAAGACUAUAUCGGAUCCAGAGGCAUUUUUACAGACCUCCCUCAAAGAUGGGGUGGUCUUGUGUAGACUGCUGGAGCGGCUGAGCCCGGGCUCCAUGGACAAAAUCUACCAAGAACCGAAGAACGACGGCGAGUGCUUGAGCAACAUAAAGGAGUUUCUCAAAGGCUGCACUUCGUUUCGCGUAGAGGUGUUUGAGCCCAGUGAUCUGCUCCUAGGACUGAACUUCUCCAGGAUACUCAGCAGUCUGGUGGCUCUCAACAAAGUGACUGCAGACAUUGGAGUGGGCAGUGACAGUGUCUGUGCCCGUCACUCGUCAGCCCAUCGGAUCAAGUCGUUUGAGUCUCUGGUCUCCCAGUCAUCACUGGGUCGAUCCUCCAAGCUGCUUCAGAACCAGUUCCGCAGCCUGGACAUGUCUGAGGGCAGCGGGACGCAGCUAUUGGUCAAGGCUCGCUUCAACUUUGAACAAACCAAUGAGGACGAGCUGUCCUUCAACAAGGGGGAUGUCAUCAACGUGACACGCCAGGAGGAGGGCGGCUGGUGGGAGGGGAACUUCAACGGCAAGACCGGCUGGUUCCCUAGCAACUAUGUCCGUGAGAUCAAAGGCUGUGACAAACAAGUGUCCCCCAAAUCUGGGACCCUCAAGAGCCCCCCAAAAGGCGUUGACACUACGGCCAUUAGCAAGACCUAUUACAACCUGGUGCUACAGAACAUUCUAGAAACAGAGAGAGAAUAUUCCAAGGACCUCCAGAGCCUUCUGACCAACUACCUGCGAUCACUCCAGAGCACAGAGAAACUGAGCAGUACAGAUGUGUACUUGAUCCUGGGGAACCUGGAGGAUAUCAACACCUUCCAGCAGAUGCUCGUCCAAUCAUUGGAGGAGUGCACCAAACUUCCAGAGAGCCAGCAGAGGGUAGGGGGCUUCUUCAUGAACCUGAUGCCCCAGAUGAAGGCUCUCUACGUGGGUUACUGCUCCAACCACCCCUCGGCAGUCAACGUGCUCACCCAGCACAGUGAGGAGCUGGGGGAGUUUAUGGAGGGGAAGGGAGCCAGUAGUCCAGGUAUCCUGACCCUGACCACAGGUCUCAGUAAACCCUUCAUGAGGCUGGACAAAUACCCCACACUAACGAAGGAACUGGAGAGACACAUGGAGGAGAGUCACCCCGACUGGCCAGACAUCCAGAAGUGUAUGACAACGUUCAAGAGCCUCUCGGCCCAGUGCCAGGAGGUGAGGAAGAGGAAGGAGCUGGAGCUGCAGAUAGUGACUGAGUCCAUCAGGCUGUGGGAGGGAGACGACAUCAGGACACUGGGCUCUGUUCUCUACAUGAGUCAGGCUCUGGUUAACAGCCCUGGAGCAGAGGAGAAGUAUGAGCGCUACCUCAUGCUUUUCCCUCAUGUCCUCCUCAUGCUGUCUGCCACUCCAAGGAUGAGUGGCUUUAUAUUCCAGGGGAAGCUACCAUUGACUGGUAUGACUGUGACCACGCUAGAGGACAGUGAUGCCCACAAAAACUCCUUUGAGCUUUCUGGCAGUCUAUUUGAGCGUCUCCAGGUUGUGUGUAACAAUCAGCAGGAUCAGCAGGACUGGGUAGACCACUUGACCCGUCAGACCAAACACACCACUGUCCCCAGCCACAAACCACUCACUGUCCCCUGUCACACGUUGCCCUCCCACCCUCUGACUCCGUCCCGUCACGCGGAGGGCCGGGCGAUGACGGUGGCUCCUGCCUACCACACCCUGCCCCACCCCUCCUCCCACGGGGCUCCACACAGCACCAUGAUGUGGGGGCCCCUGGAGCCCCCUAACACCCCCAAGCCCUGGAGCCUCAGCUGCCUGCGCCCCUCACCCCCUCUCAGGCCCUCUGCAGCUCUCUCCUACAAGGAGGACCUCAGUAAAAGCCCUAAGAGUGUGAAGAAGCUUCUUCCUAAACGUAAACCAGAGAGAAAACAGUCAGACGAGGAGUUUGCCCUGAGGAAGAGUACAGCUGCUCUAGAGGAAGAUGCUCAGAUCCUAAAGGUGAUAGAAGCUUACUGUACCAGCGCCAAGACCAGACAGACCCUCAACUCCACCUGGCAGGGCACUGACCUGAUGCACAACCACGUGCUGGGGGACUUGGACCGGUCCUGUGUGGACUCUCCAGGCCACCGUAGCAGCGUGUCACGGCCUGACGUGACUGGCUCAGACCUGUCGGAAGACUCUGACUACGACUCUGUGUGGACGGCCCACAGUUACAGGAUGGGCUCAGUGUCGCGGGCGAUGCGGAGGGACACAGGGCUGCAAGUCAUCAUCCCUGGAGAGGAGAAGAUCAUUGUGGAGGAGACCACGAGCAACGGACAGACUGUAGUCGGAGAGAAGAGCCUCGAGGAUGUAGUGUACGCCCUGAGGGACGAGGUACAGGAGCUCAAACAGGACAAUAAGAAGAUGAAGAGGUCACUGGAGGAGGAGCAGAGGGCACGGAAAGAUCUGGAGAAAGUGGUCAGGAGGGUCUUAAAGACUAUGAACGACCCCACCUGGGACGAGACUAACUUAUGAGGUGUGUGUGUGCAUAUGAGAUGGUGUGAGAGUGAAUUGUGUGUGUGUGUGUGUGUGUGGGGGGGGGGUAGUGUGUGAUGGAGAAACGUGUGUGAGUGUGAAUGACUGUUUGCUUUCGGAAACAUGGUUGUGUGUGUGUGUGUGUGUGUGUAGAACUAGGACCCUGAGUUUUCCCCGGUCAGGUCACAUGGCUAGGAAAAAGUUGUGGCUCCACCUAUAACAAUGAGGAACGUCUGUGGAUCUCUCCCUAAACCAACAUGGACCUGGAGUCUUCCCUCUCUCCCUCCCUCCGUCUCUGUUUACAAAUGAUACUCAGCAAAGCAUUACAGCUCUAAUGGUACUGUACAAAAACAACUCCUCAUUCACCUCUUCUCUACUGUUAUUUAAUUACUAUGAAAUCUAUCCAUUUGAAUGUCUUAUAUUUCCAUUGUCUUGUGGUCUUCUGUGUAAGGACUUGUAGCGGCCUGCCUUGUGGUUGGGCCUUGUGUUGUCAUUGACCGGUGGGUCAGAAGGGA